AUGGACGAAACCAUUGAGGAGGUUACUUUAUGCAAAGUUGACGUUGAUCCUAUAGUUUUGGAAAGAUCAAUUGUUCGACAUGGCGAUGAUGACUUCAUAAACGAUGAUGAAGAACAAUUAUCUCCCAAUAACAAUUUAAAUACGAUGUCAACCCUUAAUACGCAACAAGAAGCUGAUGAAGAAUUUCAGGAGCAAGAGAUAUAUCUAGGCAACACGGAAUCUUCUAUGGGUGACACUUCAGAUAGUAGCUCUGCAUCCACUCGGAGGAAACGUGAGCAUUCGCGAAACAUCGAGUUGGAAAAAUACGUCCAAAAACAUGUACGAUGUCGUACUUUUGCUGAGGUUCCAAACAAGUUUAUAGAAUUGGCUAAGAGUCAAUUGUUGCCUCAUUUCGUACUUGAUCUAUCUAGUCAACGACUUAACCAUUUUGUAGAACAUCAAAUGCAAAACUCCUUCAAAGAAUUUAGAGCUGAUUUGCAUAGACAUUACAGAAAAUGUGGAGAUCCUCAGCAAGCACGUGCCAACUUGCCUAGGUUCCCAACCAACCCCACUCCAGAAGAUUCUCAACCACUAAAAGGGGAUGAAAUUUGUGAGACGGUUUUGGGUAGACGACUCGGAUAUUCAAAAGGCCUAAGUUGGGGCCUUAAACCUAAGUCAAUAAGGGGUAGNAUAAGGGGUAGCAGCUCAUCAAGUUCGUCAUCUACUCAAGGAACAGAGAGGGAAGUGAGGGAAUUGAGAGCCAAUUUCGAACAGUCUCAGUCGAGGAUUAAGGAACUUGAAGAUCCAAACAGUCAUGGAAUAUGGAGGAGGGAUGAUGUAGAAGGUUGGAAGCCAAUUGUGAAGGCUGUUCAUAACAAAGAAGCCAUCUUCUUUUGUCAGCUUUGGCAUGCUGGAAGAGUUUCAUCCUUGAAUUCUUUUCAACCAAAUGGUGAACCUUCAAUAUCGUGUAUCGACAAGCCACCGUCGAUUAAGAAACAAAUAACCAGAGGCAUAGUAUCGGAAUAUCCCCUUCCUCAGCCAUUAACAAUGGAGGCGAUUACUCAAGUGGUUAACACUUACAGAGUGGCGGCUAGAAAUGCCAUAGAAGCUGGUUUCAACGGAGUUGAGAUUAAUGGAGCCAAUGGGUACUUAAUCGAUCAGUUUCUCAAAGACCAAGUCAAUAGCAGGAGGGAUGUUGAAUAUGGAGGAAACUUAGAAAAGCACUACAGAUUUUGUCUAGAAGUUGUGAAAGCUGUGAGUGAAGAGAUUGAAGGUAUUAGAUUGUUGCCAUUCGCUGAUUACCACGAAUGCGGCGACUCUGAUCCUAAAGCUCUAGGCAAGUUCUUGUGCAAAUCAUUGAACAAAUACGGAAUUUUGUAUUGUCAAACAAUCGAGACAAGGAUGUUAACUCAGUUUGAGAAAAGUGCGGGGGAAGAAAGAAGCUUGUUGGCGAUGAAAAAAGCUUUUAAAGGAACCUUCACUGUGGCUAGCGGAUACAGUAAGGAAGUAGAGGAAGUGAUUAGAAAUGGCGACGCCGAUCUUGUUGCAUUUGGAAGGUUGUUCUUGGCAAAUCCAAAUUUGCCUAAUAGAUUUCAACUUGAUGUUGCCCUUAACAACCAUGAUCGAAGUACUUUCUACACUCAUGACCCUGUAAUUAGCUACACUGAUUAUCCAUUUCUUGAAAUGAAUUAA
Molecule: messenger RNA, 1671 nt
Organism: Benincasa hispida (wax gourd)
Lineage: Eukaryota; Viridiplantae; Streptophyta; Magnoliopsida; Cucurbitales; Cucurbitaceae
Source: RefSeq, a predicted model, not a curated record